AUGGCAACUGUGUCUCAAAGUCCAUACAUGAGAAAUGACCAAGAUCAACUUGCUGAGCAAUUAGGGCUGAAGAUAACAGAGCAAACUGAGCAAACUGAUCUUGCCAGAGCUGAAAGAUUAAGCGUGCAUCUUUUUAAAGAGGUUGCAGAAAUUUCAGAUGAUUCUACUUUGAGUGGUGUUGCAAAGCAGGUUGCAGAGGAAUGCAAAGGUCUAUCUCUUGCAAUCGUUGUUGUUGCCACGGCAUUAAAAAGCAAUCAUACUCUAGAAUCCUGGGAUCGUGCCCUUCGGCAACUAAGAAAGGAUAGAAUGGGAAACCUAAGAGGUGUUCAAGAUCUGGUGUUUUUAAGAAUUGAGUGGAGCUAUAAUCAUUUGGGAACUUCUGAAGCUAAGCACCUACUUUUGCUUUGUAGUUCAUUUCCAGAGGAUUAUAGUAUUCCGAUCGAAUGCUUGGUUAGGUAUGGAAAAGGGCUACAAUUGUUCCAGGAUACAGAGAAUUUGAGAGAUGCAAGAGACAAAGUAGACUUGCUAGUUGAUGAGUUAAAAAGCUCCUAUUUGUUGCUAAAUGAUGGUGAAAAAGAAGACUCUAUAAAAUUGCACGAUGUUGUGUGA
Molecule: messenger RNA, 609 nt
Organism: Coffea eugenioides
Lineage: Eukaryota; Viridiplantae; Streptophyta; Magnoliopsida; Gentianales; Rubiaceae
Product: disease resistance protein At4g27190-like
Exons: 2
Coding region: 1-609 (202 amino acids)
Molecular function (GO): ADP binding
Source: RefSeq, a predicted model, not a curated record